GCAUUAUUGAAAUCAAACGAUGAUCGACCAGUAGACUAUGAUUUUGCCUAAUUGCUACAAAAAAUGAAAAUACAACUUUAAAACGGGCAAGGUCUUAAAACCAGCUAUUACCCAGUUCUGUAUUUUCCCACAAGGCCCCAAAGCCUAUCAACGGCCAGGUAUAGAUAUUGGCAAUCUGGAGGAGAUUUUUCUUCGAGCUGAGGGUGGCAACACAGUGAAUUAGAAUGGCUGAGAGAAAGCCAUGUGUCAAAGGAGCUUCUGUUGCGAAUCAGACUAUGCUGACAAUAUCCAAUUAUCCUGGCAACCAAUCCACCUGUUCAACUCUUGUUGGAUACCCAGAUCCUAACCUAAUCUUGAAAGAGGAGGUGGGCCAUCUCUUGAUUCCAGCCAAGACUUCAUGCCACUAAGUAGUGGAUGUUUCAGCUUUGUCCAGCCAAGCUUAGUUAUUCCCCCUCGUCCUCAAAUUCUCUCCUUUCUUCUUUCUCAGGGGGAACACACAACUUCCUGCUAUACUAGUACACCUCUGAAAGGGCAGCAAUGGCGGCACAGGCUCUGGUGUCAUCCUCCCUCACUUCUUCGGUGGAGAGUGCCAGGCAAAUCCUGGGAUCAAGGUCUAGCCAGCCUUCAUUUGGGUCCUCAAGGAAAGGAUCCUUUGUUGUAAGGGCGGCUUCUACUCCCCCUGUCAAGCAGCAAGGAGCUGACAGACAACUAUGGUUUGCAUCGAAACAGAGUCUCUCUUACCUUGAUGGAAGCCUCCCAGGUGACUUCGGAUUUGACCCACUCGGUCUCUCGGACCCUGAGGGAACUGGAGGCUUCAUCGAGCCGAAAUGGCUAGCCUAUGGUGAGAUCAUCAACGGACGAUUCGCCAUGUUGGGAGCUGCAGGUGCCAUUGCCCCCGAAAUUUUGGGCAAAGCCGGCCUGAUCCCAGCCGAGACGGCCCUCCCAUGGUUCCAAACUGGGGUCAUCCCACCAGCCGGAACAUACAGCUACUGGGCAGACCCAUACACUCUCUUUGUUCUGGAGAUGGCCCUGAUGGGGUUUGCCGAGCACAGGAGACUCCAGGACUGGUAUAAUCCUGGAUCGAUGGGGAAGCAGUACUUCUUGGGAUUCGAGAAGUUUUUGGGUGGCUCGGGCGACCCUGCUUACCCUGGAGGACCUAUCUUCAACCCUCUAGGGUUCGGGAAAGAUGAGAAGUCGAUGAAGGAGUUGAAGCUGAAGGAGGUGAAGAAUGGCAGGUUGGCCAUGUUGGCCGUCUUGGGUUACUUUAUACAGGGUCUUGUGACUGGUGUUGGACCGUACCAGAAUCUGCUUGACCACUUGGCUGAUCCUGUCAACAACAAUAUAUUGACUAGCCUCAAGUUCCACUAGAAUGAAACCCCUUUUGGCCUUAAGCAUUUGAUUCCCUAUUCCCUUUGUAACCAUGUUGUGAAAAGAAUGAACUGCUACUAUAAUUUUCUGUAAGACUUGGUGGUUGUUAAGGAUUAAGAUAGAACCUGUUAAUUGCCA
Messenger RNA from Linum tenue, 1506 nucleotides. The record is from the annotation of a GenBank genome assembly. NCBI's taxonomy places the organism in Eukaryota, Viridiplantae, Streptophyta, Magnoliopsida, Malpighiales, Linaceae.